Astyanax mexicanus (Mexican tetra) is the source of this 2876-nucleotide messenger RNA. It is a transcript of the gene galnt6, whose product is annotated as UDP-N-acetyl-alpha-D-galactosamine:polypeptide N-acetylgalactosaminyltransferase 6 (GalNAc-T6). NCBI's taxonomy places the organism in Eukaryota, Metazoa, Chordata, Actinopteri, Characiformes, Acestrorhamphidae. Gene Ontology annotation, cellular component: Golgi apparatus. Bases 360 to 2216 code for a protein of 618 amino acids. The transcript is spliced from 12 exons. The record is from RefSeq and is a predicted model, not a curated record.
AAUGGCACCUGUUGCGUUCAAAGGGAAGCGGGGCGCGAGUCCGCGGCUCUCUUACUGAUUAUCCCUCACCGCGGAGCUUCAUCCACCCCAUAAACUACAGAUACACCUCAUACACCUCCAGCUCCUCUCCCGCAGCCCUGAGGGAAUCACCCCGCCGGGGAGGCGACGAGCCGCGGCCGCUGUGUGUCUGAGGAGCCACGGGGGGACGACGGUAACGCUACAGUGGGACACAGAGGGAGCUCUGGCCAGGUCCUGUAACCACCUGUUGCCACGUCGUACCUGCUGGGUGGCGGCCAGCCAUAUCAGGUGUGGCGAGCUGUUUGCUCUCAGCUUUUAGAAGCUGUGGCUCGUCUGUGAGGAUGCGUCUGAGGCGUCGCAUCUCCCCGCUGAAGCUGGUGGUCCUGGGUGGCGCGCUCUUCAUGCUGGCGCUGGUGAUGCUGCAGAAGGACGUGGGUAGCGGAGCUCAGGAGCCCUGGCUGCAGGACCUCUCCAGCAGGAAGGAGCGGAUGCUGGAGAUGGUCCGCGGGGCUGUCAACAACUUGGCCGUCCAGAUCAGAGCACCGCAGCCCCCGUCGGAUGAGCAGCAGCCUACCGUCAAUCAGCAGUGUCCACCAGGCUUCUACACCCAGGCUGAUCUCGAACCCUGGAUAGACAGACCCCCGGAGGACCCGGGUAGCCAAGGGGCUGAGGGCAGAGGCUUCCAGAAAGACAAUCUCUCCCCGGAUGAAACGAAAGAGAAGGAGGAGGGCAUGACCCGACACUGCUUCAACCAGUUCGCCAGUGACCGGAUCUCCCUGCACCGCAGCCUCGGCGAAGACACACGGCCUCCAGAGUGUGUGGAGCGUAAGUUCCGGCGCUGUCCUCCUCUUCCCACAACCAGCGUUAUCAUCGUGUUCCAUAACGAGGCCUGGUCCACGCUGCUGCGCACGGUCUACAGCGUCCUGCACACGUCUCCGGCCGCCAUGCUGAAGGAAAUCAUACUGGUGGAUGACGCAAGUACGGCAGGUCAUUUGCACUCGGAGCUGGAUGAGUACGUGAAGACGCUGAAGGUGGUGAAAGUGGUUCGGCAGAAGGAGAGGAAGGGGCUGAUCACAGCGAGGCUGCUGGGUGCCAGCUACGCCCAGGGCGAGAUUCUCACCUUCCUGGACGCCCACUGCGAGUGCUUCCACGGCUGGCUGGAGCCUCUUCUCGCACGGAUAGUGGAAGAGCCCACGGCUGUUGUGAGCCCUGAUAUCACCACCAUCGACCUCAACAGCUUCCAGUUUCACAAGCCGGUAUCCACCGCCCGCGCCCACAACCGCGGCAACUUUGACUGGAGCCUCACCUUCGGCUGGGAAUCCAUCCCUGACUACGCUCAGGCCAAACGCAAGGACGAGACCUACCCUGUGAAAACUCCAACAUUUGCCGGCGGCCUCUUCUCUAUUUCUAAAGCCUACUUUGAGACGAUUGGAACAUAUGAUGACAAGAUGGAGAUAUGGGGAGGUGAAAACGUGGAAAUGUCCUUCAGGGUGUGGCAGUGUGGUGGACAGCUGGAGAUCAUCCCGUGCUCUGUGGUGGGUCACGUCUUCCGCACUAAGAGUCCUCACACCUUUCCCAAAGGAACUGAGGUCAUCACUCGUAACCAAGUACGACUGGCUGAGGUUUGGAUGGACGACUACAAACUCAUCUACUACCGGCGGAACCAGCACGCAGCCAAGAUGGCCAAAGAGAACAACUACGGUGACAUCUCUGACCGUCUGAAGCUUAGAGAAACUUUACACUGCAAGAACUUUUCCUGGUAUUUGGAGAACGUCUACCCAGAAGCCUUUGUUCCUGAUCUUACACCUGCUAAGUAUGGAGCGCUGAAGAAUUUAGCCUCUCAGAACUGUCUGGAUGUGGGGGAGAACAACAACGGAGGAAAACCAGUUAUAAUGUAUACCUGCCACAACAUGGGAGGAAACCAGUAUUUUGAAUACUCGUCACACAAGGAACUCCGGCACAACAUAGGAAAGCAGCUGUGUCUGCAUGCCAGCCCGUACCCGCAGCACGUGAGGAUAGAGCUGUGCCAGCUGAAGGGGCGUGGCACCAGAGUUUCUCCUGAACAGGAGUGGAUCCUUACUGAGGAUCAUCUCUUGAAGAACCCUUCCUCCAACACGUGCCUCCACCUCAAAGCUAACCAGAUAAUCAUGAGCCCCUGUAACUCAGAAGAUCAGCACCAGCACUGGGUGUUCAGCUGACCUUCCCCAGUCCAGUCCCCCAACCAAAAGACACGAUAAACUCAGUUCACUCGAGCCUGAGUGCACCGACAACCAAAGACCAGCACGAUGCUGAAGUACUGAUACAAACUCAGGGAGGACGAGCGUGAAUGAAGCGUGGGAGCGACUCGUCUGCAGCAGUAUUGUUUACAGGAGGCCGCUGAAUGUGCUGCAACUACUUUUAAAGAUACUGACAGUUUUAUUUAUUCGUUUAAAAGAGCGUGAGGAGGAAAUGCUGUUUUUUUAAACUGUGAUUAUUGUGAUGAAGCACAGCCGACGGCCUUUAUCAUGCCAACGAGACACUGCAGAUAUGUGAUCAUGUUAUAAAAUAAUUUAAUUGUGCAGAAUUGCAGGGUCGUGUCCUGCCAGAAGCCAAGUGUGCAGUAUCUCUUAAUUAUGCUCCAGUGGAGGGAAUUAAAAAAAAAAAGAGAUUUUAUGAGAUUUUAGCCAUUCAAUCAAAUUAUGCCAAAAUAUUAUAUCAUAUUAAUCUUAAGCUACUUAAUUUAAGUAUUUCUAUUGUUCUGCUGGACAGUUUAGGGUGUUGAAUUAAAUUGGGAGAAGAAUGCUGUGUGUGAAUGAACCCCACGUGAAUUUAUGUUCCUGUUGUAAUUAUUAAAGAUUCCUUGUGAAUUUUUUCAGUGA